Molecule: messenger RNA, 1951 nt
Organism: Spinacia oleracea (spinach)
Lineage: Eukaryota; Viridiplantae; Streptophyta; Magnoliopsida; Caryophyllales; Amaranthaceae
Exons: 5
Coding region: 1-1146 (381 amino acids)
Source: RefSeq, a predicted model, not a curated record
AUGGGUAGAUCUAAGUCGGUUGUAGCGAGAGGAAAGGGGGAGUCGGGUUCCACUCGGGUUAAGUCCCUUAACCCGAUAUAUUCUACUGUGGUGGAUCCGGCGGCGUUUAUUGAACUUGCUGGUUUGCCGCCGUCGGCGGAAGUGAAGAUUCCCGGCUCGGAUGAGGAAGCUUUUGACUGUCCAGAGGGGUAUACCUUGGUCACGAAGAAGGGGAAGACGAACUUAGGUGUUGGUUUAGGUGUGAACGACAGGGGUUGGCAGAGUCGUUUUGUCUUCGUAGGCAAAGAUUCUCUGGGAGAUAAAGGGCGGUUUUUGGUCGAGGGAUGGACGAUGGAAGUCGUCAAGGCGUCGUCGUUGACUGAGUUGAACGCUGAUUCUGAGGAUAAGUAUCGGAAAUUCUUGGGUUAUUUUGUCGAGGAUAGGUCUUUUAGUCGCGACGGAGAGUUUUUAGACGAGCAGGAGGCGAACCGGUCAGGCGACGUCGCCGAGGAGGAGGAAAUAGACGAGGAAUCAGGUCAACUGACUCGUCGUCGGAAAAGGUUGGAUUUGCUUGAAGAGGUAGUGGCAAACUCAUCGUCUGCCGAAGGUGAAGUAGGCGAUAUGGCUGACAACUCAGAGCACACUCUGUCGUCUAGGCCUGUGUCAAGGAUGUCUCAGAGCGAGAUUCAGGAGCGCGCAAGGAAGCGAUUGAGGUCGUCCUCGACUUCUGGUGGACGAGGUACGACGGUCGUACCUCGAUUUUCUGCGAUAGGUUCGUCGGCCGAGACGCCUGUCGUCAUAGGAGCCGAAGGCUUUCAUCCGAUUGCUUCGUCAUCGCCUCCACAGCCGUUCAAGGCGUCGUCUGCUGCUGUCGACGUUAGUAAGGUGUCUACUUCGUCGGCCAAGAAGCGUCCUGCCGAGACGGAUCCUGUCGAGGAUACGGUUAUCACUUUGCCCCCAAGCUUCUUGGGUGAUGAAGAGGCGUCGGUUAUAUGGCCUUUCGCUGAUCGCUUGAUCUUGCCUACGACGUACCGACGAUAUCACGAGGUGGAUCCUCUUCCUGUCGCGUCGGACGCCGCUGAACUUAGUCUGCGGGCGUCGCAGGCUGCCUUGGCUGUACGUAGGCAAUGUUCGUUGCUGUGCGACGAGGUGACGAAUGCGAGGUAGCUGACGGCGACGGCGAAGAAGGCGGCCGCGUCGUGGGAAGCGAAGUGGAAGGCUGCUGAGAAGAAGGUCGUGGACCUUGCUGCGGUGGUUAAGGCCAAGGGUGACCAAUUGAAAGGUAAGGAUAAGCAGUUAGCCGACGUGGCUAAAGAUCUGGAGAAAGUGAAGGAAGAGCUGGCCUCGACGACGGAGGAGUUAGAUGGAUUGAGGAGCUUGUACGACGCCCUGCAGGAGGAGGCGAAGGACGUCGAGGCUCUCGCUAUAUGGAGGACGCGGGCGCAGAUGAUGUACUCCUGCUUGAUUGGGGAGACUAGCCUUUGGCCGUGUCAGAAGGAGGUGGACGACUAUCUGGCUAAUGGCGGUACCAUGGCUGACCUGUCGGUGCCUGUGGUGGAUCCGGAAGAGUUAGCGAAGACGGCUGACACUGCCAGUACUGAGGCGACAGAGGUGGAUGCGGCUUUGUUGGUGGUGAGUGCGCCUGUUCCGGACCAAGAGGGGGAGGUUUUAGCUGUUGGGUGCGAAGAGGAGGCUUUUGCCGUCGCUUCUCAAGACGAGACGUUGGACGUGGCGUCGGUGGAGGUGCCAGUCGUGCCCCCGGAGCAAGAGUCGGAGCAGGAGGCCGUGGCCUCUACUCAGGAAGAAGGGAUGUAAUAGUUUGUAGUUUUCGAAUUUCUGUUGGUUUUUGUGUUUUGUUUGUGAACUUCUUUACUCGUCGUCGAUGGCGACGACGAGGUGGUUUGGAUAAUGUUUUGUGUUUGAAUUUCGGAAGUCGUGGCCUUAGGGGUCGCGCGUUGUGUAUGAUAAGUUU